Molecule: messenger RNA, 6135 nt
Organism: Xyrauchen texanus (razorback sucker)
Lineage: Eukaryota; Metazoa; Chordata; Actinopteri; Cypriniformes; Catostomidae
Product: glucocorticoid-induced transcript 1 protein-like
Exons: 8
Coding region: 372-2003 (543 amino acids)
Biological process (GO): podocyte development
Cellular component (GO): cytoplasm
Source: RefSeq, a predicted model, not a curated record
CGGUGCCGAGACACACGAAUGUCGGGAUAAAAUUUCUUAAAGGUCAACUUUUUUGCGUUUUAAGACUCGGAUAAACAACUAACAUUAUAAAGACAAGUCAUUUAGAUGUUAUUUUCAACCAGUCGUCUGCAUGACAAACGAAGACAAGAAAAAAGGACUAAAACUUUAUUCAGGGAAUCGACAGUGCUUUGUAGCGUUCUUACCCACAAGCUGAGCUGCGAACCUAAAUUAACUGGUACAAAGUUCGUUUUUUCUAUGUAGGCCUAUCUUAAUACGCUCAGUUAAUGACUGUGCUCUAUAAGCACAUGCUGUCGGUGGAGGAAUAUAUUCGGUUAUUUUGCAGUAAAAGUAUCAGAUAGUGCAGUUCAAUCAUGUCAGCAUCACCUGUGAACUCAGCUCGGGUCAGGCGCAGCAAUGACGCGUCCCCCAUCAACACAUCUUCCUCAUCCUCAGUGGCAUCAUCAUCCUCUGCCGGUAACGGCAGUGGAAACACGAGCCGGUUGCAGCCCAUUCGCGCCACGGUGCCCUACCAGCUCCUGCGUGGAAAUCAGCAGCACAGCCCGACCCGCCCUCCCGCGCCGUCAUCCUCCUCCCUUUCCUCCAUCUCAAUCGGGAGCAACACAGAACCGACAGCAUCAUCUGCCCAGCACAGCGGCUCCUCCAGUCCCGUCAGUCCGACGCUCGCCAGUCCGGCAGGAAGCGGCUCGCUGGACGGUCGGCUGAUCCCGCGGCAGAGGUGCUCUCCGCCGGAGCACAGGAGCUCACCCGAGCGCAGUCCUCAUUCACCUGUCUUUAGAGUUGAAAGGUCAAAGUCACAACAGGUGCAGAGCACGGGUGCUAUCAGACGGACUUCCUCUCUGGGUGCUAUCACCGGGCGCUACCUGAUAGGACAGUGGCCACGCGAAUCCCACCUGCACAACCCCUUGUGCAUGAAAGACAAGUCCACACAGACUCCUGGAUGUUGGAGUGACGAAACCGAAGAGAAUAGGAGCACACACCAGCGCUCGGCGUCCUGGGGCAGCGCUGACCAGCUUAAAGAGAUUGCAAAGCUCAGGCUGCAGCUGCAGCGCAGUAAACAGGGCGGAGGCCGGCAGUGUAAGGACAGUAAAGAGUGUCUGUCUCCCCUCCAGUGUUGUACCAGCAGCACCACCAUCCACACUACCACUACCAUCAGCACAGCCAGCCAAGCUCUGUCCAUGUCGAAGCCAGCACAGAUGCCACUGUCCAACAUCACAGUACCAAAGGCCUCCAUCACCAGAGUGCCCAGCAGCAUGGAGGGCAUCAACCACGAGCUGGAGAAAGUCUUCAUAAAAGACAAUGGAGAGAAAGAGGAGCUGAAGGCACUCGAGGUUCCUGAUGGACGCAGGGCUCCGUUUCCUCCCCAGCAUCGCAGCAGCAGCAGUCGCGGUAUAGACACGCAGAUGCCCUCAGUGCCUGGACGCUCCAGUAGCUGCUCCAGUUUGUCACCCUGUCCCUCACCCGCAUGCCCACCCCGCUCACACGACGGCAGUCCUUACUCCACUGACGAGAUGCUGGACGACAGAGACAAAGAUAGCGGCAGCAGUUCUCCUCUGCCUAAGUUCACCUCAUCUCCAAAGCCCAACAACAGCUACAUGUUUAAACGAGAGCCUCCAGAGGGCUGUGAGAAGAUCAAAGUGUUUGAGGAAAUGACGUCCAGACAGUCUGCCACUGUCCCCCUGUUCUCCUGCCCUGAUAAAAACAAAGUGAACUUCAUCUCCACUGGCUCUGCGUUCUGUCCGGUCAAGCUUCCUGGCUCCCUGCUCCAGUACUCCAGCUCACAGCCGGAGGACGAGGCAACCCAGGACCUGCAGGCCGGUGCCAGCUCAUCACACCCCUUCACCCCUCACCAUCACAUGCCCACUCAGGUCUCCACCAGCACGAGCACAGACGACCCCCCGGAUUCACUUGCCGUUUCACCCUCCCAAAAGCAGGAGGCAUCUUCAGAAUCCCCUUCGCAGCCGCAGAACUUUGCAGUCAGCUAAAUUUGCACAGAGCUGGUCUCUGUCACAACCCCUCCAACCCCAGGCUAUGUAGAGGACUGUUACGCACCCAAAUUUCCUUCUAGUUCUCUGAUGGACCCCACCUCUGUGCUGAAUCUUUACUAUCUGCAUGGCAUAGCAACUAUGGCCCGAACAAAAAUCACCAAUAUGUUCAGAGCAAAUGUUUUGAAGUGCUGGUAAAUGCAGCCGAAGUGUUAGAGUAUGUGGCAAUGCCACGCUUUUGUGAUUUGUCAGGAACAGCGUCUGAAGAGCUAAAUGGAAUGAUGCAUUGUGGGAACAGGCUCCAUGGACCUUAGAAUAUGCAAAUCUAAAGUUAAAAUGGUUUCACUGUUAUCUUAAAUGACAUAAAGACAUGAGUGAGCUAUACUGCCCUACAAAGAGAAAACGCAGUAACUGCACCAUUGGUGAAACUGUGGAAAAUGGCUCUGUGGUACUGUAGUUACUCCAAUUUUCACACACGUUUUCUCUAAAUCUAAGCAUAGUUGAGUUAAACCAAUCUGUCACAGGACAGAUCAUAGUCUAAGUGACCUGAUUCCGCUCGUAACUCCAUUCGACAAAAUGUGUAGUCACUAAGUUUUUCCUUUGUAUGGCAGGAUAAGAGUCUCAUCACCUAAAUCAUAUUUAUUAAAUUUGCCUAUUAAUACGUUCAAUCAAAUUCCAGAUAUUACAGUUUUGCUUUUUUAGAUGUGGAUGUGUUUGCUGGUACUUUAUUAAUUUGAUCCUUGUUUCAACACGAGCAACUGCACAGCUGCUUUUGAAACACAGCUUUGCUUUCGUGUGUGCUUAAAAUUUAAGCAACUUAUAAGUAGUAUAUUCAGACAGCGCAAAUUUAGGGGUUACGUUUUAAUGCACCAUUGAUUUAUAAGGAAAACUGAUUAAAACUUUAAGGAAGGUCUUAAUAGCACCAGGGGAAUGCAUUUGAAGCUGAUCGUAUGUUUUACAUUUAAAUUAUGUGUUGUGUUUUCUUUCAACAUCCACAGUAUGAAUAAGCUCUCUCUAUCAAUAUUCCUAUAAGAAAAUCUCUCUCUCUAUAUAUAAAGAAAAAAAGCUUGUUUGAAGUUAAAACCAUGCAUUGCUGUGUUAUGUGCAUUAUGGAAAAUGAGCUAUACUCCACAGGUUUACGUUUACACGCUAUCCAGGUUUUCUACCUUCUGACAACAUUGCAGAAAUACAGAAAAAUGGAAAUGAUAAAUAAGUACAAAUAACAAAGCUUUUUUGUUUGCUCAAUUUGUUGCACAGUGUCCGCCUGUGGCCUCGCUUUAGGUGAAUGACUUGGUGUUUAAACUCAGGUAAUUUGGAAUUUAUGUCCCCAUUCAGAUCAACCACAGCAACUAUCACUGUUCCUAUACUGUCAUUUCCUGCAUUCCAUGACAUUCCUUGUUGGGACGUGCUGUCUGGAUGAUGUGUGAUUAUGGGCUGCGUGAAAAACUGAUGUAGCUGAUCAGACACACUGUGUGUGCUGCAAAUAUUAGAAAGGCCAUGUUACUACCCCCAUGGACCAGACACGUGUGCUCAGAGGCACUUAUAAUAUUACCAUCUAAUCUGAAACAGCUAAUGUUCAAUACUGCAUGUGGAAAUACCCAAUACAUGCUAUUGUAUAUUAAAGUGUAUAAUUGCUGGAUAUACAGCUAAUAUCUAUUCUAAAAUCAAAAGAACGUUGUAAGAAAAUAUGUUUUGUAUAAAACAUGAAACCUAUUUUAUUGACCAGUAAAAAAAAAUUGCAUUGUGACAUCAUUUUCAUGACAAUUAAGUUUGUUUUGCCCUCAAAUUCUCAUUACUAUAAUGAAACAAAAAAACAUGAUUAUCAUUACUGUAUUACAGUGAAGACAAUCAACAUGGACACAAAUAUCACAUUUCUACAAACCUGACACAUGUAUUUUAACUACAUUUUUAAAAGAUCUCUCAAUGUUAUCACCUUGGACAAGCUGAAAUAAUAGAUUACUACUUUUUAGUUUCACAAUACAGUUAUUAGGAAUAGUUUCAAAUUCUGAUUGGAUGAGCUAUGUUCCAAGCUCUUGUUAAAAUGAUUAUAAACGCACACAUGUGACUGCACCUUCUAUAUUAAUGUGUCAUGUUGCUGUUUCUUGGCAACCGCAAAUAGCCUACGGUUACACUAAUGAACCACAUUACUUGGCAAAAUAUCUUUUUUAAUGUUGAUAAUUAUUAUAAUAAUUAAUACAUGUUUAUUUAUAAUGAUUAACUAUACGUGUAACUGUUUAAGGAACAUUGGUGUGUCUUAUCAUAUUUCUGUUGCCAGUGUAUGAAAACAAUAAGCCAUUCGAGGCCCUGCAUUACAGUGAUUGUACUGUGGCUAAAGAGUGUUUUAGGUCGUCUGCACGCGUCACUUUAACAGGCUCGAGUGGUUUAUUGCUUUAUUAAAACUGCGUUUAAUUGGUAUGAAAAUAAUGUCACGAUGCAAAAGCAUCCUAAUGAUCCUAAGUAUAGGCUUCAUUUUCUUUAUGCAAAACGCAUUGUCUUAUUUAUUUAUUUAUUUAUUUCUGUUCAUUUUGGGGUGAAAUAUAUCCUAGAAAUGAUCUUGAUAGGUUUCGUGAGUGUCACCCAAAUAAUGGUUGUUCUCAUUGUUCAGCCUUAGUUACAAGAGGGACAAAUUAUAGUAAUCGAAUACCAAGCCCCAAAUAUUUUAAUCAUUCCAUGCCUAAAUAUUUUGUCAUUUUCAGUGAAAGUGUCUACACGUUUACCCUAAAGUACAUAUUUAUGAAGUAUGUUGCUAUUGUCACAAUGAAAGCAUGCCUUUAUCAUUUUUACUGAUCAUGAAUUGACCUUCCUUUGGGUUUUUGUCUCCAUAUUCAGUGUGAAUAAUCAACAUUUUAUUCAUGAGCUAGUUACAAGCAAGCAUGAUUUAUCGUGAAUGGUUUCCUCGUCUCAAAGCAACAUUUCUAUAUUAACCAAUGUCGAAUGUUAAUGUACUGUGCUGUUGAGAUUUAAAACGAUUAAUUUAGCCAUCUCAUAGCCACUUGUAGCCACUAGCAACAUACAUAUUACAUGAUCAAUAAAGGCUUUAAAAAUGAUCAAUGCACCUUAUUUCAAAAAGCCAAAUAGUUCACUAAAACAUAAGAACAGCUGUUAUUUUGGUAAGCUAAGAAUUUGCAAUAAUAGAGUGGAUUUGUUCAGUCUCUGAAAAAGCAACCAUUUGUGUGCUGUAUUUUGAAAUGCUUGAAUAGCUUGACCAUUACAUCUUCAUUCCAUACCUUAUUGACUGUGGAUUUAAAUCGGCAUGCAACCUGUUGAUAAAGCCAUGGAUUGAUAUUGAAACCAGCACUGGCCAUUUGAUCACAGCACAUUAGUUGGCAAGCCAUCCUGUGGAGAUGAAUAUGUAGAACAGGUGCAUAUGACUGUCUGUUCACUCUCAAUGGCAAUAAAUUAUUUUGUUGUCGUGACUAAAAACCAGGUGUUUAUAUAAUGUGUGUGUGAGUGUUGAAUGGAGAAAAUGAUUUGUUGUUUUUGAAGGGAAAACUAUUUACUGAGGACUCAUUGACAAUUGCAAUGCCUCGAGGAAGAAAACUAUUCAUAAUCAAAAUUUUUGGAAAGUAACUCCUUUUCAUGAAAAAAAAGCAACAAUCUGGGUUACAGUGAGUCAGUGGAAGUGAAUGGGGCCAAUGUGUCAACUAAUUAAUGUUAGUGUUAAAAAUAAAAUGUAAUCUUCACAUUUCUGCUUUUAAACUUAAAAAUUGGCCCCAUUCACUUCCAUUUUAAGUGCAUCAAUCUAACCUUGAUUUUUGCUUCUUUUUAUCUUCUUUUUUAAAGAAAAGGAUUAUUGGUGGUAGUCAACUUUAUGCCACAAAUGCUGUUGAUUGAGCUAAACUUGUAUUGAACCCGGUAUAUUCCUUUAAAAUGCUUUGGAAGCACGUUAAUGUCAAGAAAACAACAACAAAAAAAGCUUUUUCUAUUUUUCAUGCGGUCUUGCCAUCUGCACGGCACACACAGGCUGCUGAGCUGGCAUAAAGUUUUGCGUAGGUCCACUGUAGAUGUGACUGUACAGUAUAUGAGUGACAAUAUCAAAAGCCACACUUUCUUCAACCUUUAGCCCGAUGUGGCUAAUUGUUUCCUUGUUUCAAUAAAAGGAAUCUUGUGUCUCAUUUAAAUAAAAUAAUCA